This is a messenger RNA of Neoarthrinium moseri, 573 nucleotides long. RefSeq lists its product as uncharacterized. The transcript has 4 exons. The record is from RefSeq and is a predicted model, not a curated record. Lineage: Eukaryota; Fungi; Ascomycota; Sordariomycetes; Amphisphaeriales; Apiosporaceae. Bases 1 to 573 code for a protein of 190 amino acids.
AUGACCAUGGUCAAUCGCCCCGCAGUGGCGGACCCCCAAGACGACCUGAAAACGGUCGUCGACGCCCGGACCCGAGAGUGGCAUUUCCAUAUCUAUUUCUUGCUACAGUCGCCCACCGAGACGGCGGCAGCGCUCGCUCUUCGUGACGCCGUCCUCAGGCUACGCCGAGAUGGUGCAUUUGUUGCUGUCCCAUUGUUCAGGGUCAACGAGUACCCAAUUGGACCACAUCCUGCUGGAUCGUACGAGAUUUGGGUCCCCGAAUCGUCCUUUUCUGAUGUCUUCUUCUACCUGGCAUCCAAUCGAGGCAGCCUGAGCGUCCUCGUCCAUCCCCUCACUGCAAGUCAACGUCAAGAUCAUGAGUCUCGCCAAGCUUGGAUGGGCACACCAUGGCCGAUUUACCUAGAUGGCUUGCCGCGCGACGGCGAUGUUCCGCUUCAAUAUCCUGAACUGGGUCUUGGCUGGUCUACCUCGCCAGAGCAAGAGCUCUCCCUCGAGGAGAGGCGCAGAAGGGGCGCUCUAGUCGAGGCAUUAUUAGCCGAUGACCCGGAGGCUGCGCCGGCUCCUCAGCAUUGA